CCUCCUCCGUUUCUCUCGAACCAGUCCCGUCGUCAGAGCCUCCUGCUAACCUCGGUCUCAGGGAUCCUCCUCAGAUCGAAACUUCUCUCCUUUUUCCCGCUCACCACUCCCAUACUUAGAAUCAUCGCCUGCUGUGUUUAGUUCUGUGCGGCGCGAUUUUUCUUGGAGAUGGUUGUUGAUUGAAAAUCGCAUUGCGUUUUAGAAUAAUUUUUCGAAUCUGAGGUAGAUAGAUUUUGGUUUAAUCUGGUUAGGAUUGGUUUUGUAGAUCUUAUACUGGUUCACUAGACAGGGCAUGUUUAGCCUCGAGGAAGGAGGCCCUCCUGGAUCAUGCUCUCUCUCCCACCCAUUCGCAGAUUCUUCUUCCGUUCUUGUUCCUCUAUAGCCACCACUGCUCUUGCAUCUACCACCUCCUCUCAGGAGCCUGCCCUUGUCAAGCUUAAAUCUGAGCGAGACCCCGAGAAGCUAUUCAACCUCUUCAAAUCCAACGCCACUAACACCUUACUCAUCGAGAACCGUUUCGCUUUCCAAGACACGGUUUCAAGACUAGCCGGGGCGCAUCGGUUUGAUCUCAUCGAGGAGCUUCUCGAGCAUCAGAAGACGCUCCCACAGGCUCGACGCGAGGGCUUCAUCGUCAGGGUCAUUAUGUUAUACGGCAAGGCUGGAAUGACCAAGCAGGCUCUGGAUACUUUCCACGGUAUGGAUUCGUCCAAGAGGACUGUUAAAUCCUUCAACGCCGCGCUUAAAGUCUUGACUUUUAAACCUGAUCUCCACGUCAUCCAGGACUUCCUUCUCCGUGCUCCCGAGCACGGAGUUGUAAUGGAUGCAGUUUCUUUUAAUAUUGCUAUUAAAUCUCUCUGCGAGAUGGGGUUUCUCGACAAGGCUUCUCUGGUGUUGAAGGAGAUGGAGAAGUCUGGUUUGGAACCAGACGUGGUUACGUAUACUACGCUUAUAUCUGCGUUCUACAAGCAGGAGGACAGGUAUGUGGUUGGCAAUGGACUGUGGAACCGUAUGGUACUCAAGGGGUGUAGGCCUAACCUCACCACCUUUAAUGUUAGGAUUCAGUUUUUAGUGAAUAGGGGGCGAGCUUGGGAUGCAAAUGAUCUGUUGCUUCUGAUGCCGAAACUCCAGAUGGAACCGGACGGGGUGACGUAUAACAUGGUGAUCAAAGGGUUUUUCGUGGCGGGGUUCCCUGAGAUGGCGGAAAGGGUUUAUACGGCGAUGCAUGGGAGAGGUUGCAAACCCAACGUGAAGAUCUACCAGACGAUGAUCCAUUAUUUGUGUAAGGCCGGGAAGUUUGAUUUGGGUUAUACGAUGUGUAAGGAUUGUAUGAGGAAGAAGUGGUAUCCGAAUUUGGACACGGUUGGUAUGUUGCUGGACGGGCUUGUGAAAAAGGGACAGGUUGAUCAGGCUAAGUUGGUAAUGGGGUUAGUUCGGAAACGGGUCCCUCCUUACAGCUCAAAACAGUUGUUCUCUCUGGAGUCCGUUUUGUAAUGGUGUUUUACAUGAAGUUUGUUGCAUUUACACGACUAUUGGGGAAGGGACAAAAGGGUUCUCUUUCUUUCCAGACGUUCUCCAGAGUUUCUCAUUGGUAUAGUUGUGGUGGAACUGGAAAAUGGUUAUGGUCCUAUAUUAGGAGGCACGCUAACAUCUUAUUUAACAAAUUUCAACUAUUUGUUCUUCCAAUGUUAAUAGAGCUACUCACUGCGAGGAGCAAUUUGGCAUACACAGAUAUGUCACCAAUCUUUCGCACGUGUGCUGGAGAAAGACAAGGAUAUGAAAUUUGUUUGGUGAUGAUGAACACACAGACACUUGGCUCAAACAACGAAUAAGCCCUGGAAAGAGGUAGGAAUCUUUAAAACGAGAAGAAAAAAAACUGAGGAAGCAAGAAGCUUUACUUUGUUAAUUUAGAAGAUGAUCCACAAUCUGUGCUUACUGUUGGAUCAACAAUAUUCUUUUGAUUACCAAAAUAUUAAAAGCAUACUAUUGUGUUAAAUUUUUGAUCCCAUAAAGCAAACAAUUUUUUUA
Messenger RNA from Raphanus sativus (radish), 2025 nucleotides. Its product is annotated as pentatricopeptide repeat-containing protein At1g80150, mitochondrial. Gene Ontology annotation, cellular component: chloroplast. Lineage: Eukaryota; Viridiplantae; Streptophyta; Magnoliopsida; Brassicales; Brassicaceae. Bases 328 to 1491 code for a protein of 387 amino acids. Gene Ontology annotation, molecular function: protein binding. The transcript has 2 exons. The record is from RefSeq and is a predicted model, not a curated record.